UUUUGCGCCAGUCUGGGUUAGUUCGUGGUCGGAUACGCGAGUGUUUUCAACUUUGCUCCGCGCACCUUGCGUACGUGUUGUUUUUGCUGUUGCUGUUGUUGGUCGUCGUCGCCGUGGUACGCGCCGCGCGCCUCGUUCGGUAGACGAAUAACAGGAGUGGAAAGGGGCAGAAGGGAGGAAGCAGGAAGUGUAUUGGUUUCAUUCCUCAGGAAGAUAAAAGUUUUUCGAUAGUGUACUGUUGAUUGCAGCAACUGUGAACCGAGAAAUGACGGCAGAACAAGUUUGUGAGUGAGUUUUGUUUUUUUUUGCGGAAUUUAUUGGUUCGUGAAGCUCGAGAAACUCGAGCUCGUCCAGUGCGGGGAGUGAUGGCGUAAAUAGCGUUUCGGCUGAAGUAGGAAGAAGAGGAAGAAAAAAAGUGUCCAGAUAAGAUAAGCAACAUUUGCUUAAGCUGUCACCAUUAUCGUUAUCAUUUCGGCUGGUCGGUUGCCGGUUGACGGCCCAAUACGAUACGAGAAGGUUGGAUGUGUAAAUAGCAGGAGGGCUAGGGCUAGGCUAGAGAGUGAGUGUGAGUGAGUUUGACAUUCCCGGACACGGGAAAGCUGCCAGAACCAUGGUGAUUGGGAAACUGCAGCCGCUGGAAUUUACGGACUGUCUGCUGGACAGUCCGGAAUUCCGGGAAAAUCUGAACCAGCACGAGAAGGAGUUGGAGAAAACUAGUCAGCAGAUCAAGCGGAUCAUCAAGGAGGUGAAGGACCUGUUGGCGGCAGCUAAAAAUUUGUCCCGGGCACAGCGGACCCUGUCCAAGAGUCUGAACGAGUUCAACUUUGAGUGCAUCGGCUCGACCCAAACCGACGACGAGCAGGUGAUAGCCGACAGUCUGAAGCAGUUUAGUAAGCUCAUAUCGGCGAUAGAGGAAGAACGUGAUAAUAUGUUGGAUCGAGCGCACGAUCAAAUCGUGGGACCGCUGGAGGAGUUUCGCAAGUGUCAUAUCGGAGGCGUGAAGGAGAACAAGAAAAAGUACGACAAAAAGACUGCCAAAUUUUGCCAGGCGCAAGAAAGGUUCCUUAACAUGUCCUCGAAGAAGCCGGGAUCGGCCGUCGUGGAGGCAGAUGCAUCAUUAGGAAUGCUAGAGAGAGAAUACCUGCAGGAGUCCCUCAGUUAUGUUCUGGGCAUACAGGAAGUGCAGGAAAGGAUAAAGUUCGAGUUUGUGGAAAUAAUUUUAAGAUUCAUUUCCGACUGGCUGGUGUUUUACCAUCUCGGCCAUGAAGUAGCGGAAGAUGCCAAAGACUAUCUAUCAGAUCUCCAACUUAAAGUGCAAAAGACGAGGGAAAACUUUGAUGAAACUCGGCAGAAGGCGCAGGAGCUAAAACACAGAUACAUGGAGAGUAAAAUGAAACCAGAGAGCGAGUACACCAAACAGGGCUACCUGUUUCUUAUGGAAAAGAGUAAGAUUAAGGCAUUCACGGCAACAUGGUCCAAAUACUACUGUACGUACAAAAAGCAGAGCAAAAAGUUCUCCAUGCUGCAGUUCAACCAAAUAUCGGGUCGAUCGCAAUCGUCAACGGAAGUGCUAACGUUGGCCUCGUGCACGCGCCGGCUGUCGGAGUUUGAGAAGCGAUACUGCUUCGAUCUGAUCUUCGAGGAGCGACCGGCGAUCACGUACACGUUUCAGGCGCUCAGCGAGGAGGAUCGCAAGGCGUGGCUGAACGCCAUGGACGGCAAGGAACCGACAUACCUAGCCCCAGCGACAAAUCACAACGAGGAUGGUCAUCUGGACGAGGUCGGGUUCGCGUUCGUACGCAAGUGUAUUGAAGUGCUGGAGCGGCGGGGGUUGGAGGAGGAGGGUUUGUACCGGAUCGGCGGCGUGAGUACAAAGAUAACAAAGUUAUUGAACAUGGGACUAGAUAGGAAAAAGACUGAGAAGGAUAGAUUGAUGUUUUUUAAUGACGAGCAAAGCUCGGAUGUAUUAGAGAGUAAGACGAUAGCAAGUGCACUGAAGCAUUAUUUAAGAAACCUGAACGAGCCGCUGAUGACGUUUCGGUUGCACCACUCGUUCAUCUCGUCGGCAAAGCAAGAGACGCGACAGGGUCGCUUGAGCGAUGUUCACCAGCUGAUACACAGGUUACCGAAGAACCACUUUGAAAUGCUGGACAUUGUCAUCAGGCACCUGAAGUCCGUGGCCCUCAAGUCGGACAAGAACAAGAUGUCCGUGUUCAACCUGGGCGUCGUGUUCGGGCCAACGCUGCUGCGCUCCGCGGAGGAAACCGUCGCUGCCAUAUUAGACAUCAAGUUCAACAACGUUGUGAUAGAGAUCCUGAUUGAUAACUACGACAAAAUCUUCAAAACGCAGCCGGGCAAGAGCACGGACUAUUUGCCCCACACAAACACGAGCCCACCGUUAGCGAUGCAGCGAUCGUACGCCGGAAUCGGCAGCGGAGGAGGAGGAGGUGGCGGCGGCCUCAGUAUCGUCGGCGGGAGCUAUGCCAAAGAACGCAGCGCUACUUAUUCCCAGCCCGUGGUGCGGGUCGUUGCCAAGUCAAAUUACACCGAGCCGGUUAUGUCGUCGAGCCUGCAGAACAUCUCCAACGGGCUGUCGCUGUACAGCAAAGGAACCAAUCACUAUCCCACCUACGAGGCGAAACCGAAGAUCAUCUCGUCGAUCAACAGUUCCACGCCGUCGCUGUUGCGCGACACGACGCUGUCCCCGCGGGAAAUUAGCAUAGACACGCGGGAGAGCACGUACCUCAAGUCGGCACCCUCCACGAUCACCAUCAACAGCCACAACAGUCCACCACCGCCUGGUCACAAUCACCAGCAGUUGGUGAGGCAGGAUGGCGGGGGAGGAGGAGGAGGAGGAGGGGGAGGGGGUGGAGGCGGCGGUAACAAUCCGAUCUAUCAAAGUACCUACCAGAGUCACCUGCUGCACAGUCGGGGCGACCCGUCGGCGAUGAUCCGCGGCGGGAGUGCCGGAUCGGACAGCAUCUACGGUGCCACGACGGGCAUGCACAAACUGGGCGGCCAUCCGAACCCGAUGACCAGCAGUGAUUCGAACCUGACCAGCACCCGCAAAGAGCUGUCCAUCUACGAUCGGAUAAACUCCACCAGCAGUUCGAACGAGUCCGUCUGUUCGUCGUCUAGUCGGGAUCUGAACCAUUCGUACGGCAGCAGUCGGGCGGUGAUGCCCAGCUGGGAGUACGCGGGCUCGGGCAACGGAAGCGUUGGAUUGGUCAGUAGUGCGCUGAGUAAGUUCAACAUUCAACGGGACGAUGCUAGUCAAGGUUAUAUCCCGAAGAAGACGCAGCGCAUGAAGGGGCUAACCCGGCACACGAAGCUGGUGACGCCGAGGGACAAUCUGCGGGUGAGGACACUGUAUGCGUGUCUGGCGGAGAACGACGGAGAGCUGUCGUUUGAGCCGAACCAAAUCAUUACCAACGUGAAACGUUCCAACGAACCCGGGUGGCUCGAGGGCACCCUGAACGGCAAAUCUGGCCUAAUACCGGAAAACUAUGUCGAGGUACUAAAGUAAGUUUAGAUGGCUGCAAUCGCAACCACCAACCACCACCACCACCACAAACUUACCAAAUACAGUCCGGGUUACCCGCCGUCGUGUCGUGCUGUGCCGCUACAACAAAUCGAGCGUUUGUACAUUUUUCAUCAAAACCGUAGAAUGUACUAGGGUGUGUGUACUGUGUAGAUUACCGUUUAGUAAGUCGUCGUCGUCGUCGCCGCAUGGAUCGGGUGAGGAGCUGGGCUUAUCGCGCCCGCGCGAUGUUAUUGAAGGGUAGCUUGAAGGGGGAAUGCAUAAAAGAUAAAAAAAAGAAAAUUUAUUGUAUUAUUUUGAUAAAUCUUUCUUGAGAAUUUUUCCAUUGUUUCUUUUUUGAUAAAUUUUUUAUACACGGUAUUUAAUAGUGGGCAAUAAAAUCACGACUAUAAUAUUUGCACACAUACACACUAAAAAAGAACCAGCUUUCAUCAAACACACCUAGAAACACACACACACAAACAUACGUGUGCAUGAAUCACGGAAGAGAAAUGAAAUUAAGAAGAAGAAAAACUAAGGCUGUAAACCAGGCUCUUGCAUCGGCACAAUAUAGUUACUAUGUAUUUGCUAAACAAAUAUUGAUUUUUGAUGUCAGAGAGUCGGAGGGAUUCCAUAUUAAAGAGUAAGAGAACAAGAAAACUAUCAUUUCACACUGCACUAAUAGCAAAACAAAAAAACAGGAGGAACAAAGGGAAGCGAACCACUCGACCUUAGUGGACUAUGUGUUUCGUGUAACCUCUAUUGUGUACAAAUAAAUCAAGUAAAAGCUACAUCGAAUAACAAGCUAGAGCAACAACGGGGCCCAGUUUCACUAUCUAAACGUUGCGGCCUCAGAUCGAUGAAGUUGUAGAAUUUUGAUAAACCUAAGCGAGAGUUUCUCGACUCGACGAGAUCACAACAAUAACAAACCAAACACCAAUGAAUUUGAGGUAAUAUUAGAGAAAACAAAACUUCAACUAAGAAACAUACAAAAAACACACAUACAUCCCUCUUGCAAAUCAAAACCAAAUAAGCUAACGUUCAUAUGAUGAUGAUGGAAAAAAGGCAUCUAAACAAAUAGUUGUAUAAUUGUAGCUGUCUCGUAACACUGCAAAACCUACAUGCACUGUACAAAAGAAAACCUCUUCUUAUGGAUCGUUAUUGACUGCUUCAUCGCACAUCGAACUGAGCAUCGGCCGACACUCUGCAAACAAGCAGGGUUUUUACGUGCACCGUCCAUGUUUUAUUUCUUCUUUUAGUGAGAAAACCCCGCAACGAGAUUGAAGACGCGCAACGCAAGGCAUCUAAUUUGGGCAUUUAUAGUUUUUGCAAAAACGGAAAUGUUUUAUAAACAAGGUUGCAAAAGAUGAUAUUAAUCGUAUUUUUUAAUUAAUUAACAGUUACAGGUAAUUGAAACAUAUCUAAAGUGAAACCCUCUCAAACAUUUUAAUGAAAUAUUGUUAUAUCAGUCAUAAAGGUUCCAUUAUGAAAGGGUUUUUUUUCUAUAAAUUGAUUACGCCAUUGUGUUAAGUUUGACUGUCCACAACCUUCUGAUUUUAUUGUAAUCGAUAAGUCCCCCAGAGCCUCACACAUGAGGUACUGAGGUAUUGCUUAUUGAGCAUUAAUUGAGCAACAUGCUUUAAUCGCGUCGAGGUAAACGAAGUUAUGCUUUGUUCGCAGUUUGGAUAACUGUUGUCAGCUGUGCUGAUGAUGUUGGUGGCGUCGAUCAAUUGUGCGGAAAGCAAUUUCCGUAACUUAUAAAAAGACACAAUUUUUUUGAUAUCAUUUAAUCUAACCCUAGCGCAGCCAUCCUUUCUGAAGCAUUAUAGGGAAUGUUGGGGCGAUUACUUAUUACAUCCUUCUUUUCUGAACGGCCAGGCUAACUGGCCAAUUUUCGUUCUCUUGCUCUCAAAUCAAAGCCUCGGAUGCCCCUUUUCUGCAACCGAUGUGACAAAAUGUUAUUUGCCUCUGCUACCACUUGCUACAAACAUUUAUUUCAAGACCAUGUGGGAUUAUUGGACGCCUUUCUAUUGACGAUCAGAAAAUCCCAGUAUUACUGUUCGUGUUUGUAUCAGAUGUUGUAUCUCAGCAAUAAUAGAGUUAUCUACGUGCGCAUGUAUUGCGUGUACGUACACGAAAAAAAGUGAGGUUAAAUUUUGUACCCGACAGCAAAACAAAUGGCGUGCUAGUGUUCGUGAGAACGGGCUUAGAUAACUCUAUUCGACGUGGUCGUGCUGACUUUGAAUAAUUUCAAACAAUAGCACGGAAUGUAAACUAUAACAAACACUUUUUGUUUGGCUGGCCGUUCUGAGCAUUGUUCCGAAGUUUGGUUGAAUUUGUUGGACGGAGUCUCGAGUUAUAAUUAAAAAUGUUUACAGUAGUUGGAUAUGUACGUGUGUCAAACGUGUUCUGACUUAAAUCCCAUUGGCCAGUUGUCGCACUUGCAGUCAUUUUCAGGUAGUGUCAAAAUGGCACGAUCAGAUCAGAAAUUUCUUUUAUAUGAAGAGUGACAACAAUGCACGAAGCUUUUCCGGUUUUUAUUGAAUAUAUCAGGUUUGAAAUCGAAUUUUAGGGAUCUGCGAAGGUCAUGGGGUGAGCAAGGAUCUGACACGCAUGCAUUUUUCUGAAGUCAAUAUUGUUUACGUGUGGUUUUUGAAAAGGUCGUAUGAAAUACAUACAUAAUUAUUUUUUCAAAUAAUUUUUUUGGAGCUUUUCACGAUCUUUUGCAUAUAUAUUUGAGAUAAUUACAAGUAUUACUUAAUAACAAUAACAACCUUGUUUAUAAAAAUAUGCAAUCUUCAAUUUUACAGAAAAUGAACCUAAUGCAGCUAUUUUUUUAUCUACCCUUUAAUAAAAAUUGUGACUUUUUCAUAGAAGGUUUGUUAAAAUUACUCCUCAAUCAAGCCUGAAAUAAUUUGACCUCACGACAAAGCGCUUUCUUACCAGGAACACCGAAAUACCGCGAUUACGUUAACGCCAGCACCCAAGACAAAGGCAAAACUGCUAAGAGAGGUGUAGCCCCUUGACUUAGUGUAAUAUAUGUACAUUCUAACUAUGAUCCAACUAGGCUGUAAGAAUGACUAAAAAAAACAAACCAACAAACACAAAAACAAAACAAAAGAAAUAACCAUUCUGAGAGCGAGGAAGGAAGGAAGGAAGGGAGAAAAUAUGUGGAAAUCAAUGACACCAGAAAAUACACUUUUAUCGUUAAGUUUAGUGUAAUAGUCGUAACUGAAAACAGAAAACAAAACAAGAAUAACUUAUGGAUAGAUUAACUGAAAUGAACAGAAAUGUAAUACUUUUAAGAAAACCAAUUCUAACGGAAUGCAACAGCGAACAUUUGAGAGAGGAAAGCGAGUGUAUAUUUUUUAUCAAGCUUUUUAAUUUCCUAAAACUAAAAAGGUGUUUUGUUUACCAAGCAGGAAGCACUACAUUUUAAAGCGAUUUCCUUUUUCUGUACAUAUUGUAUAUUGUCCAAACGUCACUAUAAAUUUUAAAAUCGCGAAACAAAGAGUCAAAAUUCCGUUUUUAGAAUGAGUUGCCAUAUAACGUACAAAUCGGAAUUCAACUUAGAACAAAAUCUGUUGACAUUCGCUUUUAAUUCUUUUAAAUUCAAUAUUCUUCAGUCAUUCCCUUUUCUAACAUUAUGUUUACUACCCCAAAUUGUAUUGCUCUAUUCCUUAGUUAAGAUGUAGUCCAAAUUCAAUCAGUAUAAAUCGUAAACAUUCCUUUAAUUUAUUAAACAUCUAAUUACAACAAAAAUGGCCCAACCUAGUUUUCAACACUCUUUCUAUUCUGCUCGUUGUGUGAAAAGGAAACAAAUAUUUAAAAAAAAGUAGAGUGGAGAGUAAAUUAAUCUGUGAUACAGUCACAACUAGAAAGAGAGAGAGAGAGAAACAGAGCAAAUGUGGUGGGUUUAGUUUAUUUUAAUUCCUGGAAAACAUCGUUUGCUGCUCAGUUUUUAUUACCAUGUUUUUAGUCUUUUUUCCCCGCAAGUAUAGUUUGUUUUGUAAACUUCAGUUUAUUAUGUUAUCGUAAUACUAAUGACUGUUGAUUUUCUUUUCAAACAAAUUUAAUCCUUUGAAUUGCUACCCCCGAUACGACAGCGAACUCGCGUAGUUUAAUUCGCUUUUGGGAAUCGAAUUGCUACCGGAAACAAAGGCAACAGAUUCGGUUUGGUUUUUAACUUUAAGAUACAAGUAUGGUCAGCAAAGGAAUCAGUUGUGGACGUAUGAUGGUUUAGCAGCUACCUAGCGUUAAUAUUAUGCUGUUAUUUAAUUUUAACUAUUUUUUAAAGUCAGUUGUGAGAUAUCGUAACUAAGAACCCAGACAGAGGACGGAAACAGCUAGAAAAUGGGAAAUAUUUUUUAUUUAUAAUGUAUCUCGACGUAUGAGUCGUUUGUAUGUGAAAGAAGAGUAAACGAAAAAAAUAAAAUCCAUGAAUAAUAACUAAAA
Molecule: messenger RNA, 7975 nt
Organism: Culex quinquefasciatus (southern house mosquito)
Lineage: Eukaryota; Metazoa; Arthropoda; Insecta; Diptera; Culicidae
Gene: Graf
Product: rho GTPase-activating protein 26
Exons: 16
Coding region: 611-3526 (971 amino acids)
Biological process (GO): signal transduction
Cellular component (GO): cytoplasm
Molecular function (GO): GTPase activator activity; protein binding
Source: RefSeq, a predicted model, not a curated record